Molecule: messenger RNA, 1483 nt
Organism: Stylophora pistillata
Lineage: Eukaryota; Metazoa; Cnidaria; Anthozoa; Scleractinia; Pocilloporidae
Product: V-type proton ATPase subunit D
Molecular function (GO): proton-transporting ATPase activity, rotational mechanism
Source: RefSeq, a predicted model, not a curated record
AGUACACAAACACGUUUCUCCACGGACAUGAAAAGGGUGAAAUUCUGCGAUUAAGAGUCAGAAUUUUACAAAUUUUCUCAAAAUGUCAGGAGGAGGAAAAGAUAGGCUGAACAUUUUCCCCUCAAGAAUGGCCCUUACUUUGAUGAAGGCUCGACUGAAAGGAGCUCAGAAGGGACACAGUCUUCUGAAAAAGAAAUCCGACGCUUUGACGAUGCGUUUUAGGAAAAUUCUCAAAAUGAUCAUAGAGACCAAAACUAUGAUGGGUGAUGUAAUGCGAGAGGCUACUUUUUCCUUGGCCGAGGCAAAUUUUGCUGCUGGGGAUUUCAGUUAUGUUGUUUUGGAGAAUGUUGACAAGGCUCAAACCAAGAUUCGCCUCAGGAAAGACAAUGUGGCAGGGGUCCAGUUACCAAUCUUUGAAACCUAUGCAGAUGGAGCCAAUAGUUAUGAGUUGACAGGCUUAUCUCGUGGUGGUCAACAAGUUUCCAAAUGCCAGGAAGUCUAUGCAAAGGCUGUAAAACUGCUUGUUGAGCUGGCUUCUCUACAGACUGCCUUCAUUACUCUAGACGAAGCAAUCAAAGUCACAAAUAGAAGAGUGAAUGCCAUUGAAUAUGUUAUUAUUCCCAAAAUUGAAGCGACAAUAACCUACAUUGUUGGAGAAUUGGAUGAAAGAGAAAGAGAAGAAUUCUACAGGCUUAAGAAAAUUCAGGAAAAGAAGAAGAUCAAUAAACAAAAGGCAGAAGAACUAAAGAAAGCUAGAGGAAUAACUCAUGAUCAAACAUCAAAUCUACUCGACGAUGCAGAGGAUGAGGACCUUCUUUUUAAUUAGUGUCUAUGAAGUGAUUCACAAUGCCUAGGAACCUGAAUUUUAUUGCAGCUGUGAUGAAUUACAAUUUCAUUGUUGCAAGAUAAUUGUAAGUUGUACUUAAUUGUACAUUGGACAGCUGUGUGGAAGGGAAAUUAUCCUUCACUUUUAUGAUUGAUGAAUUUUCAAAGAAAUAACUGCAUGUAAUAUAAUUUUGACAAGCUUGUGUGGGUGUGAUGACAAAUUUAUAGCUUUGAGCAAAAAUUUAGGAAACUCUGUUAUGUGUACCUUUCCAUCAAUUUUACCUUUCCUUUCCAUUAAUUUCAACCUUUAAAAGUUAAUGAUGUGCAAGGAAGUGACAGUCUUGUUGAAAUUAACAGUCAAGUCAAAUGUAUAAAGAAUAACUGUACAGUAAUGUGCCCAUCAAUUUGAAGCUUCAACAUCUCCUUCCAAUACCAAUACCUGGGCCAUUGACCAUUGUCUGUGCCCAGGGAAUUUGAACCAGAAGUGUCAGGUUUUUUCAGCAGAAUACAUGAGUUCUCAAUAUCUUGAAAUAUGGAUGUGUUUAAGGUAAAUAGUUCACUUUGUACAGGCAAUCACAUGACUUUGAGUGCAAUUUGGAAUAAAUAAGCACAAGAAAAUUUUUUCAAAGACUAACAAAAUUGCAUGAGCCUGUAGGGC